AUGGCUCCCGUCGCCACCAGCCACGAAAACACCCGUCAGGUUCGUUUCGUUGACAAACUCAACGUCGCCGAGCAAGUUGCCGUUCACGAAGAAGCCAUCUCUUCCGACUCACUCGAGGCUAGCGGCUUUGAUGAAGUAGAGCGCUCCACCCACUUUUGGGCCGGCUCCUUGCCCGCUGCCCAGGGUCUCUACGAUCCCGACAAUGAGAAGGAUGCUUGUGGUGUCGGUUUCAUCUGUCAGAUCAAGGGCAAGCCUGCCCACAAGAUUGUCUCCGAGGCUCGCUUCCUCCUCUGCAACAUGACCCACCGUGGUGCCGUCGGUGCCGACGCUCGUGACGGUGACGGUGCCGGUGUCAUGACCGGUAUCCCAGACACCUUUUUCCGCCGCGAAUCUGAGCGCGACCUUGGCGUCAAGCUCCCUGCUCAGGGCCAGUACGCUGUUGGUAACUUGUUCUUCAACCCCAAGGACGACAACGCUCGCGCCGAGCACGUUCACACCUUCACCACCAUUGCAGACAAGCUCGGCCUUCGCGUUCUCGGAUGGCGUGACGUCCCCGUUGAUAACUCGAUCCUUGGUCCCGCUUCCAAGAGCAAGGAGCCCAAGAUCAUGCAACCCUUUGUCGUUCUCAAGGACCACUAUGGCUCCGGCUCCACCCCUCUCGAAACCUCCAAGCCCUUUGACGAGCAGUACUUUGGCCGUCAGCUCUAUGUACUCCGCAAGCACGCCACCCACACCAUCGGUCUCCAGAACUGGUUCUACAUCUGCUCGCUCAGCCCCACCAACAUCAUCUACAAGGGUCAGCUCAGCCCCGUUCAGGUGUACAACUACUACUACGAUCUCAACAACGUUCACUAUGCCUCGCACUUUGCCCUCGUCCACUCCCGUUUUUCCACCAACACCUUCCCAUCUUGGGACCGUGCUCAGCCCAUGCGAUGGGCUGCUCACAACGGUGAGAUCAACACCAUCCGUGGUAACAAGAACUGGAUGCGUGCCAGGGAGGGUCUCCUCAAGUCCGAGACCUUCGGUGACGAGCUCGACCUGCUCUACCCCAUCAUCGAGGGUGGUGGAUCCGACUCGGCUGCUUUCGACAACGUCCUCGAGCUUCUCGUCAUUAACAAGGUCCUCACCCUUCCACAGGCGGUCAUGAUGAUGAUUCCCGAGGCUUGGCAGGGUUCCGCCGACCACAUGGAACCCGAGAAGGUUGCCUUCUACCAGUGGGCCGCCUGCCUCAUGGAGCCAUGGGACGGUCCUGCGCUCUUUACCUUUGCCGAUGGUCGCUACUGCGGUGCCAACUUGGACCGAAACGGUCUCCGUCCUUGCCGAUACUACAUCACCGACGAUGACAUCAUGAUCUGCGCCUCCGAGGUCGGCACCGUCACCAUCGACCCCAAGACCGUCAUCGCCAAGGGCCGUCUUCAGCCCGGUAAGAUGCUGCUCGUCGACACCGUCGAGGGUCGUGUCGUCGAGGACCGUGAGCUCAAGCUGAGCACGGCUCAACGCGCCGACUUUGCCGCUUGGCUCGAGAACCAGCUGUUGCGCCUGCCCGAGAUCGUCGACACCGUUCGUCGCAACACUGCAAACGCCAUCGCCCCCGUUCUCGACGACGAGCGUCUCAGCACCGACCCCAAGCUGCUUGCCUUUGGUUACACUGCCGAGCAGAUCAACCUUCUCAUGCUUCCCAUGGUUGCCGAUGGCAAAGAGGCGCUCGGUUCUAUGGGUAACGACGCACCGCUUGCUUGUAUUUCGUCUGCUCCUCGCGUCAUUUACGACUACUUCCGCCAGCUCUUUGCUCAGGUCACCAACCCUCCCAUCGACCCCAUUCGAGAGUCGGUCGUCAUGUCGCUCGAGCAGUAUGUCGGUCCCGAGGGCAACCUUCUCGAGAUGAAGCCCGAGCAAUGCCAUCGUCUCCUGCUGCCUUCGCCCAUCCUCUCCAUCGACCAGCUCAACGCCAUCAAGCAGAUCGACACGGUCCACUCUGACUGGUCUGCCAAGACCAUCGACAUCACCUACGACAAGGGUGAGGGCAUCAUCGGCUACGAGCGCACCCUCGACCGCAUCUGCAGCGAGACCUCGCAGGCCAUCCGUGACGGCUACCGUGUCGUUGUCCUCUCCGAUCGAGCCGUCGGCGCCGACCGCGUCGCUAUCUCGUCGCUCGUUGCCUGCGGUGGUGUUCAUCACCACCUCAUCCGCAACAAGGAGCGCAGCCGCAUUGCCCUCAUGAUCGAGUCUGCCGAGGCUCGUGAGGUGCAUCACAUGUGUGUCCUCCUUGGCUACGGUGCCGACGCCAUCUGCCCUUGGCUCGCCAUGGAGGCUAUUCUCAAGGUCUCGCGCGAGGGUCUCGUCAAGGGCGAUCUUUCGCCCAACCAGCUCAUCGACAACUGGACCCACGCUGUCGACAAUGGUAUUCUCAAGGUCAUGUCCAAGAUGGGUAUCUCGACCCUCGCCUCGUACAAGGGUGCCCAGAUCUUCGAGGCUCUCGGUCUCGCCAGCGACGUCGUCGACCGCUGCUUUGCCGGUACCGCUUCGCGUGUCUCGGGUUCCGACUUUACGCUCCUCGCCAUGGACGCUCUCGAAUUCCACGACCGCGGCUACCCCUCGCGAGACACCAUCUCGGUGCCUGGUCUCCCCGAGUCCGGUGAGUACCACUACCGUGACGGUGGUGAGGCUCACAUCAACGACCCCAUGGCCAUCGCCCACCUCCAGGAUGCCGCUCGUGAGCGCAACCAGGCCUCCUGGGAUGCUUACAGCAAGGCCUCACACAAUGCCGUCAAGGCCACCUCGUUGCGUGGUCUGCUCGACUUUGACUACACAAAGUCGCGUGCCAUCCCCAUUGACCAGGUCGAGCCCUGGACCGAGAUUGUACAGCGAUUCUGCACCGGUGCCAUGUCGUACGGCUCCAUCUCGAUGGAAGCCCACUCGGCGCUCGCUAUUGCCAUGAAUCGCCUCGGCGGUAAGUCCAACACUGGUGAAGGUGGUGAGGACGCUGAGCGUUCCAUCCCCCUCCCCAACGGUGACUCGCUCCGAUCCAAGAUCAAGCAGAUCGCCUCGGGCCGAUUCGGUGUUACCAGCAACUACCUUGCCGACUCGGACGAGCUCCAGAUCAAGAUGGCCCAGGGUGCCAAGCCUGGUGAGGGUGGCGAGCUGCCCGGUCACAAGGUCUCGCCUUCCAUUGCCCGCACCCGUCACUCCACUGCCGGUGUCGGCCUCAUCUCACCUCCUCCUCACCACGACAUUUACUCGAUCGAGGAUCUGAAGCAGCUCAUCUACGAUCUCAAGUGCGCCAAUCCUCGCGCACGUGUCAGUGUCAAGCUCGUCUCCGAGGUCGGCGUCGGAAUCGUCGCCUCCGGUGUCGCUAAGGCCAAGGCCGAUCACAUUCUCAUCUCGGGCCACGACGGUGGUACCGGUGCCUCCCGAUGGACUGGUAUCAAGUACGCUGGUCUUCCUUGGGAGCUUGGUCUCGCCGAGACCCACCAGACUCUUGUCCUCAACGACCUCCGUGGCCGUGUCACUGUCCAGACCGACGGUCAGAUCCGUACCGGUCGCGACGUCGCCAUCGCCUGUCUACUCGGCGCCGAAGAGUUCGGCUUUGCCACAACGCCGCUGAUCGCUCUCGGAUGCAUUAUGUUGCGCAAAUGUCAUCUCAAUACCUGCGCAGCUGGCAUUGCUACACAAGAUCCCGAGCUUCGCGAGAAGUUCGCUGGCCAGCCCGAGUCGGUUAUCAACUUCUUCUACUACUUGGCAGAGGAGCUCCGAUCUUACAUGGCGAAGCUCGGUCUUCGUACCAUCAACGAAAUGGUUGGUCGAUCCGACUUGCUCAAGGUUGACGAUAGCCUUCGCACACCCAAGACAGCCAACCUCGACCUCAGCGCGAUUCUCAAGCCGGCACACGAAAUGCGUCCUGGCGCAGCAACGUACAAGGUUCGACAGCAAGACCACAAGCUUUACGUUCGUCUCGACAACAAGUUUAUUGACGAGGCUGAGCCCGCCCUGACGCAGGGCCUGCCUGUCCAGAUUGAUUGCGAUGUCGUUAACACCGACCGAGCUCUCGGAACCACUUUGUCUUAUCGUGUCUCCAAGCUGUACGGUGAAGAAGGCCUGCCCACUGACACCAUCCACAUCAACGCCAAAGGUUCCGCUGGUCAGUCGUUCGGUGCAUUCCUUGCGCCUGGAAUCACCAUCGAGCUGGAAGGAGACGCGAACGAUUAUUCGGGCAAGGGUCUCAGCGGUGGUCGUCUCAUCGUCUACCCGCCCAAGGUUUCCCCCUUCAAGGCCGAAGAGAAUGUCAUUGUCGGUAACACUACCCUUAUGGGCGCCACAAGCGGCUUUGCCUAUUUCCGUGGUCUAGCAGCUGAACGUUUUGCUGUCCGCAACUCUGGUGCACAUGCCGUUGUCGAAGGAGUGGGAGAUCAUGGUUGUGAGUAUCAGACCGGUGGCCGCGUUGUUGUCCUUGGCCCUACUGGACGUAACUUCGCUGCCGGUAUGUCGGGUGGUAUCGCUUAUGUUCUCGACAUGAACCGCGAUUUCCGCAGCAAGUGCAACACCGAGAUGGUUGAACUUGGCCCCGUCAAGGACCCCAAGGAGAUUGCUGAGCUUCGCAACCUGAUCGAGAACCAUCGCCACUACACUGGCUCCACCGUUGCCGACCACGUUCUGCACGACUUCCACCACAUCCUCCCUCGUUUCGUCCGCGUCAUGCCUCUUGACUACAAGCGCGUUCUCGAGGAGGAGGCUGCCAAGGCUGCCGUUGAGAAGAAGCGCUCGAGCCAUGUCGACUUGCUCGGCACCCUGUCGCGCCACGGCAGUCAGGUCGAGAUCCUGCCUCAAGAGGACAACGCCAAGGACAACGCUGCCGACGGUGUUCGCGAGAUCCCUGCUGCCAAGCCUGUUGAGCCUGCUGUCGUCGACGUCGAGGACUCGAUGGUUGAUGACGAGACCGCCAAGGCCAGGCUCAACAAGCUCGACAAGACUCGCGGCUUCAUGAAGUACAAGCGUCUCGGCGAGCACUACCGCAACCCCACCAAGCGUGUCAAGGACUACAAGGAGCUUUCGACUCGUCUCAGCGAGGCCGAGCUCAAGUACCAGACCGCUCGUUGCAUGGACUGCGGUGUUCCCUUCUGCCAGGGUGACACUGGUUGCCCUAUCUCCAACAUUAUCCCCAAGUGGAACGACCUCGUCUUCAAGGGUCAGUGGGAGGACGCGCUCAACCGUCUCCUCAUGACCAACAACUUCCCCGAGUUCACUGGUCGUGUCUGCCCUGCUCCUUGCGAGGGCGCAUGUGUGCUCGGUAUCAUCGAGCAGCCCGUCGGCAUCAAGUCGAUCGAGUGCGCCAUCAUCGACAAGGGCUUUGAGGAGGGUUGGAUGGUACCUCGUCCUCCCAAGGUCCGCACCGGCAAGACCGUUGCCGUCAUCGGUUCCGGUCCCGCCGGUCUCGCCACCGCUGACCAGCUCAACAAGGCUGGUCACUCGGUCACGGUUUACGAGCGUGCUGACCGAAUUGGUGGUCUGCUCAUGUACGGUAUCCCUAACAUGAAGCUCGACAAGGGUGUUGUUCAGCGCCGUGUCGACCUGAUGGCUGCCGAGGGUAUCAACUUUGUCACCAGCACUCACGUUGGCCGCGACGUUGACCCUAAGCAGCUCCACGCCCAGAACGACGCCAUCGUCUACGCUGUCGGCGCCACCUGGCCUCGUGACCUCAAGGUGCCUGGUCGUGAGGCUGACGGUGUGCACUUUGCCAUGGACUUCCUUGCACCCAACACCAAGUCGCUUCUCGACUCUGGUCUGCAGGAUGGUCAUUACCUCAGCGCCAAGGGUAAGGAUGUCAUUGUCAUUGGCGGUGGUGACACUGGUUGCGAUGCUCAGGCCACUGCCCUUCGUCACGGUGCCAAGAGCAUCGUCAACUUCGAAUUGCUUCCUCAGCCUCCCAAUGAGCGAGCCAAGGGCAACCCCUGGCCUCAGUUCCCGCGAGUCUUCAAGGUGGACUACGGUCACGCCGAAGUGGCCGCUCAGUGGGGCUCGGACCCGCGUGAGUACUGCAUCUCGACCACCUCGUUUGAGAAGGAUGCCGACGGCAAGCUCAUCGCGCUCAACACGAUCAAGGUCAACUGGGAGCUCGAUGCCUCUGGCAAGUGGCAGAUGAACAAGAUUCCUGGAUCCGAGAAGCGAUGGCCAUGCGACCUUUGCCUGCUCUCGCUCGGUUUCCUCGGACCUGAGAACGACGCGGUCACCGCGCUUGGCCUCGAGCAGGACGGUCGAUCCAACAUCAAGGCUGACGACCAGAAGGGCAAGUCGCCUUACAAGACCAACGUUGAGCGUGUAUACACUGCCGGUGACUGCCGACGUGGUCAGUCGCUCAUCGUGUGGGGUAUCCAGGAGGGUCGUGCUUGCGCAGCUCAGGUCGACCGAGAUCUCAUGGGCAACACGCGUCUCCCAUGGGCCGGCUCGAUCAAGAAACGUGAAUUCUUGCCCAUCACUGGUGCUGAAAAGACACAGGUCGCUGCUACCGCCUAA
Molecule: messenger RNA, 6507 nt
Organism: Mycosarcoma maydis (corn smut)
Lineage: Eukaryota; Fungi; Basidiomycota; Ustilaginomycetes; Ustilaginales
Product: putative glutamate synthase (NADH)
Exons: 1
Coding region: 1-6507 (2168 amino acids)
Molecular function (GO): iron ion binding; iron-sulfur cluster binding; FMN binding
Source: RefSeq, a predicted model, not a curated record